Messenger RNA from Glycine soja, 1001 nucleotides. RefSeq lists its product as uncharacterized. Bases 196 to 840 code for a protein of 214 amino acids. The transcript has 4 exons. The record is from RefSeq and is a predicted model, not a curated record. NCBI's taxonomy places the organism in Eukaryota, Viridiplantae, Streptophyta, Magnoliopsida, Fabales, Fabaceae.
AUGAUACAAUUGUUUACUGUUCAGCUUUUAAUUGGGUCAGAAAAAGGAGUUUCCAAAAAUUCAUUCUAAACUGGGCCUAACAAUCCAUAGCCAGAAGAAAGCCCAAUUAUGCUGUGCACACCCUGCUUACUGAACUGAAGCGAUGAUGGUGUUCUGUCCUGUGUUGAAGGAAACGUCGAAACCUGAAAGCGAACCAUGCCAGAACGAGAAUCCACCAAUGGUUACUGCAGCAGUGGCGAAGAAGACGGUGACGCCGCUUGGAGAGCAGCAAUCGAUUCCAUUGCUCAAACCACCACCUAUGUCGCUUCCACCACCAAACACAAUCACCCAAAUCAUCAUAUUGAUGAUGAUGACCACAAACCCAACACACAACAGCUUAAGCACUACCAACUCAAGGCACAAAAGCUUCUGAAUGAAAUAUUGGAAAAUUCAAUAGAGAUAGUGAGAAAACCUGUCCCUGUCGUGGAUGAGGAUCCCGAGAGCAAUGAAUGCGGCAUUCGCUUGUUUAAACAUGCUCAGCCAGGAAUAGUGUUUGAUCACGUAGAUGAACUCCAACCACCAAGGAAACGGCCUAGACUACUUCCUGGAGGAGAUAUUGAUGAGAAAUCAAAGAAGCAGUUUAGAAAACAGAUUAGAUCUGUUGCUGUUAACGGGAUAGAUAUAAUAGCUGCAGCAAAUGAUGCAUACAAGAAGUCAUUAGCUAGACUAGAAGCUAAAGAUGCCGCAGCAAAAGCUAAAGCCAAGAGAGAAGAGGAAAGAAUUGAAAAUUUGAAAAAGAUUAGGGGAGAAAGGUGGCUACCUUCCAUGGCCAAGGAGAUGCAGGUUAAAAUUCGACACUGACAUGUUAUGUCUUUCCAUGCUCUUAACUUCGAUGCUAGUUUUAUGUGUAACUCUAUAACUGAUUAGCUUUUUUUAUUUGUUAGUUGAGCACUUGAGCUUGUUGUACACAAUAAUUUUAUAGAAUUAUAACUUGGUUAUGAAUUUUUUUUUCUUCUUUUUUC